Chara braunii is the source of this 2900-nucleotide messenger RNA. Lineage: Eukaryota; Viridiplantae; Streptophyta; Charophyceae; Charales; Characeae. The record is from the annotation of a GenBank genome assembly.
GACCAUCGCCAGCCAAGCGGUUGCUGCCCGCCAGGGCUUCUUGCUGCCGAGGAGGUCGUCGGCCGCAGCCAGGAUGACGAAGAAGGGCACCGAGUCUGUCAAGAGGCACUACACGGACUUGGGCUUCAUUGGAGAACCGAAGAAGGGGAACAAGAAGCGGCGAUGCAAUUAUUGCGACCUGAUGGUGUCUGGCACUGCAACCAGAGCCAGACGCCAUUUUCUUGUGGCAUCACGGUGCAAAAUCGAGCGGUUGAAAGGGGUUGUGUCGAAGGAGGACUACCAGCGGAGGGAGAGGGGGAAGAAGGCCGCAUUGGAAGAGGUUGGGGCCCUUGGGGGUGCAGCCGCAGCGGAAAUGGAGAGCUCCGAGGAGGACGAGAACACGCCUGGUGAGGUGAUGGGAAACAAGACCACGGAAGUUGCUGCGUCCAGUUCAGGGGUGCGCGCGCGGCAGUCAACCAUCCUCGACUGUGGGGCGGUUUUGACUAAGCAUGAGGAGACUCAGCUGAAGAUCAACGAUUGGAUGACGGCACACUGCAUCCCAUUCCACAUGAUGAGGAGUGAGGAAUGGGAGGCGAUGGUGGAGGCGCUGAAGAAUGCACCCCCGUCCUUCCAAUAUGCCAGGUUCGAGAAGCCACGAACCACAUGGGUCGAAAGCAAGAGGGCACGGGUUGCAGUGAGGAUAGAGGAACUGAGGAGGGAGUGGCCCAUCACCGGUUGCAUGUUGCAACUGGACGGGUGGACAGACCGGCGGUCCAGGCCACACAUCAACGUGAUGGUCUCCUUCCCCAGGGGCGCCGUGUUUUGGAAGAGUGUCUGCAUGAGCAACCGCGACAAGGGUGCUGCUGCCUACCACUCCAUCUUGAAGAGUGUGAUAGAGGAGAUAGGGGAGGAUGCUGUGGUUGGUGUCCUAAUGGACAACGCUGCAGUUUGUGCGGCCGCGGGUCGCAUGGUGGAGAGGGAUUACCCACACAUCUACUCCGUGCCUUGCUCAGCGCAUUGCCUUGACCUCAUGUUUGAGGCGUUCUCGAAGAUUCUGUGGGUAGAAGAGGCCCUGCAGCGGGCGUUGGACCUUGCGAAAUUUCUCGUGAACCAUGGACGGGUGCUUGACUUGCUGCACGAGAAAUCCAAUGGCAAAGUUGUGGCAAGACCAGGCGCAACCCGUUUUGCCACAAACUUCAUCACGGUUGACAGCCUGCAGCAGCUGUACCUGCCUCUCCGGGCGUGCGUGACGGACCCUGCGUGGAAAAACGGGAUCGAGCUACCGAGUCAACGCCAGUUGUUGAAGGAGGCGACGGAUUCUAUCCUCGACGACAGUUUCUGGGCUGGCAUAGAGAAAUUGCAGGAGACGUCGAAAGAGUUACUGACCCUGUUGAAGUUGGUGGACAGCCCUGGUCCAACAAUCAGCAAGGUGUACGGGCGACUCGACCGUGCGGUAGAGAUGUUAAGGGCGAGUGAAUUCUUCAGCGAUGCCGAGAAAGACGAGCUGGAGGAGACUGUCAUGCGCCGCUGGAACACAAUGAAUUCGCCGCUGCAUUGUGCGGCGAUGUUUUUGGAUCCGGAAUACAAGACGACACAACCGGAGAAGGAUGCGGAGGUCUUAGAUGGAUUUUGGGUAUGGGUGUAUUCAUGGUGCAAGCCAUCAACGUACGUGGAGGUGGACGCGGAAGUGAACUGUUGGAUUGAGGGCACAGGCAGGUUCAACUGCGAAGAGGCCAGGGCAGCAGCACGAAGUGCACAACCCACAAGAUGGUGGAAGAAAUGGUGCAGUGACAUGCCACACCUCCAGAAGCACGCAGUUCGCCUGCUUGGUCAAAGCUCCUCCUCCUCUGCCUGCGAAAGAAACUGGAGCCUCUUUGAGCGGAUCCACUCCAAGGCCAGAAAUGCGUUGUCGGUGAAGAAGUUGAGCACACUAGUUUACAACAGAUGGAACCACCAUUUGUUGGCCCGCUUAGAAAAAAAGUCGGAAACCGGUGUCGGUGACAUUCCAUGGGAGGAGGAUCGCGUACUCACGGAGGAGGAGCUUGCAGCAGAUGCAAAAGAGCGGGUGGACGAGUGGCGAAACCGGCUGCGUGCGGCAAACGAAGCGGCUGAAGCGGGCGAUGACGAAGACGACGACGACGAUGAGGACGAUGAUGAACCAGUCGUCGAAAAUGCUUUUGCGGUCGAUUAUGACCCGCAAGAAGCCCCGGGGCAGUUGCGGCGGCGGAGGCUGCGCAGCGAUCUCCUUCGGCUCGAGGCAGAUCUCAAUGAUUCAUGGAGGAAGACGAUGCGGCCUUCCAAGUACCUCGCCAGGCAGCAUCUCCGAGAGAUGCAGCGGACAGCGAAGACCAUGACGGCUGAGCACUCUGAGCAAUAUAGAGCUGCUCGCGCGAAGGCACUCGAACCCGCCACCAAACCGGCUAAGCAAGGGAGGGGGAGACCGCGGAAAGCCCCGGUGCAGCAAGUUGAUGAUGCAGCAGCUCAGAGGGCAACAAAUGGAGAAGUGGAGGGUGGUGGUGGCAGCGGCUCCAAUGCAGAAGCUACUGCACCAAAACGGGCCAAACGUGGGCAAGGUAGACGACGCAAGUCCCUUAAAGACACGGAGGAGGAGGAGGCAGCAGUGCGAAUGGCAAGCAGCAGCAGGGGUGGUGGCAGUGCCGCACGUGAUGCGAGUGAAGAGGAUGGGAGUGAUAUCCCUGCGGACAGGGAGGACGCAAGUGCAGGCGAGACCAGUGGUGAUAGCCCUGCGGACAGGGAGGACGCAAGCGCAGGCGAGGGCAGUGGUAGUAGCUCAGCAAAAGAGGAUGAGUGCACUUCUGAAGAUGAGCCACUGGCUGCAAAGGCUGCAAAGAAACAGAGAAUAUCAAGCUAGAGAGAGAGAGAGAGAGAGAGAGAGAGAGAGAGAGAGAGAGAGAGAGAGA